Molecule: messenger RNA, 1578 nt
Organism: Penicillium verhagenii
Lineage: Eukaryota; Fungi; Ascomycota; Eurotiomycetes; Eurotiales; Aspergillaceae
Product: sugar porter family MFS transporter
Exons: 4
Coding region: 1-1578 (525 amino acids)
Biological process (GO): transmembrane transport; carbohydrate transport
Cellular component (GO): membrane
Molecular function (GO): carbohydrate:proton symporter activity
Source: RefSeq, a predicted model, not a curated record
AUGUGGCAAUCUUCAAAGCCCUACUUUGGCCUCCGGGGAGGAUGGCUUACAUUCUGGAUGACUCUAGCCUGUGGUGCGGAUAUGACACUUUCGGGAUACGAUCAGGGGGUGUUCAGUGGAGUUGUCAUCUCUCAAGACUUUCUUCGACUGCAUGGCCUUGAGGGACCUACCAAGACGACACUUCUAGGUACGGUGACUGCUAUUUAUGAUGUGGGGUGUUGUCUUGGCUCGUUGCUUGCCUAUUCUGUUGGCGAGCGACUUGGUCGGAGGAAUACUGUUCUCGUGGGCACAACGAUCAUGACCAUCGGUGCUAUCUUGCAGGCCUCUUCCUAUAGCCUCGCUCAAAUGAUGGCAGCGCGGGUGAUUGCUGGGAUCGGCAAUGGCCUCAACACCUCAACAGCGCCCAUUUGGCAAGUCGAAACCUCCAAGGUGCAGUGGCGUGGGAAACUGGUUAUUUUGGAGAACUGUCUUCUCCUGGUUGGCUUUUCUCUUGCCAAUUGGCUGAACUACGGUCUCUCGUUUGUCGAUGGUCCGGUUUCAUGGCGUUUCCCCUUGUCCUUCCAGUUGAUCUUCAACCUUAUCCUGUUUUUAACGGUUCCUUGGCUUCCCGAAUCCCCAAGAUGGCUUAUCGCCCACGACCGUUCAGACGAGGCUGUCCAAAUCAUCGCCGAUCUCGAGGAUCAAGAGCCAACCUCCGCAUUUGUCCAACUUCAACUGAGCGAAAUCCAAUACAGCGUCGAGUACGAGCGGUCUAACAGCGUCAGCUUCAGCGAUAUAAUCCGCGGGCGUGCUAGCGAGAAGUCAGGCACAAACACAAUUCGCCGUCUCGUGCUGGGUAUGGGAGCUCAGUCAUUCCAGCAAUUUACCGGAAUCAACGUGACAUCCUACUACCUCCCGACCGUACUGACCACUUCAGUUGGGCUCAGCGAAUCACUGGCACGUUUACUCACAGCAUGUAACAGCGUGCAGUACUUGUGUUUCUCCUUGGUCGGCAUUCCUAGCGUUGAACGCUGGGGGCGACGCAGACUGAUGAUGUUUGGAUGCGCGGGAAUGUGUUUCUGUUACGUAUUCAUCACGGCGCUUAUCAGAUACAGCGAGAUGGUUGGAUACUCACAUCGUGAGCAGGUAGCCUCUGCAUCAGUCGCGUUUUUCUUCCUCUACUACGUUUUCUUCGGCAUUGGCAUGCAGGGCGUGCCGUGGCUUUACCCAACCGAGAUCAACUCGCUGACGAUGCGCACGAAAGGAGCAGCUCUGGGAGCUGCAACAAACUGGAUUAUGAACUUCAUGGUCGUCGAGAUUACACCAAUCGGUAUUCAGAACCUGGGGUGGAAGUUCUACAUUAUUUGGAUCGUGUUGAAUGCUGCAAUCGUACCCACGGUUUAUCUGUUUUACCCGGAGACAGCGGGUCGGACUUUGGAAGACAUGGACGAGUAUUAUCGUGGCAGUCCUCCUCUCUUGGCGUGUAUGGACAAAGAGGCGAUUUCAUGUGAACGACCAGAGAGGUACCAUGCGCGAAACGAACACAUCAUGCAUGCCAAAAGUAUUGAGAACACAGAACAUGUUGAGAGUGUGACAUGA